AAAGGAACAAUAAAACCCAGUUGGUGAAAUUGAAAUUUCAUACUUGCCUUGAUCCUGUGAAGUGACAAAAUUAACAGACCUCUUCAAAGAAGAUGAUAGGUGCUGUUAUACAGUGUCUCAUGGAUAUAGUGGUAGCAGGAAUUUCCUUAACGAUUGGUUUGGGAAUCUUCGCAUUCGUUGCUUCGAUUCUCUGCUCUGCUGCUUUUUUGCUCAAUGCCAAGGACGUCUCUUAAAG
Molecule: messenger RNA, 235 nt
Organism: Telopea speciosissima
Lineage: Eukaryota; Viridiplantae; Streptophyta; Magnoliopsida; Proteales; Proteaceae
Exons: 3
Coding region: 93-233 (46 amino acids)
Source: RefSeq, a predicted model, not a curated record